Lytechinus pictus (painted urchin) is the source of this 3350-nucleotide messenger RNA. RefSeq lists its product as uncharacterized. Lineage: Eukaryota; Metazoa; Echinodermata; Echinoidea; Temnopleuroida; Toxopneustidae. Gene Ontology annotation, molecular function: DNA binding. The coding region runs from base 653 to 1807 and encodes 384 amino acids. The transcript has 2 exons. Gene Ontology annotation, biological process: DNA integration; DNA recombination. The record is from RefSeq and is a predicted model, not a curated record.
ACCAAAGCGGGUCUGAUAUUUAAGACUAAUACCUCUUAACGCGCGAAGCGAGUUAAUGAGAGGUUAUCUCAGGUCAGACUAGCUGGACAACAACAUAGCCCGCCAGCGGUACGUAACAGGUGUUUUACAAGGAAGGAGCCUGGUCAGGCGAAUUCCUUUGCCCUGGCGGAGAUAUGUUGCGAUGCCAAAUAUGGUAUUUUGUCGGACUUCACGAGGAGGCGUGGCCAAAAAAUGUUGCGUUGCGAAUUUUGGUAUUUUUCGGACAUUACAAGGAGGCGUGGCUAAAAAUGCUACGUCGCGUUAGCUGACGUGGUAAUUUCGGGAGGGGGCAAAAGCCAAUUUCUAACAAGUUAGCAUUCUUCUUCGUGGAGUCGAUUUGAAAGCAUCUUCCAUCUCAAUUCACCUGUCUUGUGCAACAUACUUCCUGUAUUUUUGUUAUUCGUUCGUUGAACUCUUUAGUUGUGAUCCUUCUAAUUGUCUUUCUUACCCAUUCAUAUAUCUUAAAGAACGCUUCGCAGUUGAGAAUUUAUUCUUUUAUCUAGGAACAUACCUGUAUAUUUGUGUUAUAUCCGUUUGUUGGACUUUUGAGCUGUUAGGAGUCACAGUUUGCUCUAAGGACUUUUCAAUUUCGCCACCCCUGCAUUAUUCAAUCAUGCCCAAGGUUAAGCCAGGCAAAAAGUUAAGUCAGAGGAAGUCUACUCGUCGUUCGGUCCGAGAUGCCGCCAGCCAGCCUUCUCCUGUCGACCUCGAGACAGACGUCGGCCAAGUUUUUACUUCUACGCAGAGCCCAGCUGCUGGAAGUUCGGCGUCGACAACCAACGAUGGACAGGUUUCGCAGGUUAGCACCAGGCGCAGAUCUGGCUGGCAGCAAGCUUCCCGCCCAUCUUUGGAGCAGCUUCAUAUAGAGAGAGAGCAUCUGUUGUUUUCUUCGCGGGCGCCCGGCACUCAUCAUACUUAUAGGAACGCUUGGUCUGUGUUUAAGCAGUUUCGGCUGCAAUAUCAUUAUGAUAUAAGUAUACGUCCUGACGUUGAGCAGGUCGCUCAAUUUAUUGCUUAUCUCUCCUGGAAUGGGUAUGCGGGGGCAACAAUAAGUACAUAUAUAUCAGGCCUGGCUUUUACGAUGCAAACAUUGGGUUGGCCUGAUGUGACUGACGCGUUUGUAAUCCGGCGGCUGGUAGACGGGUGCAGGCGGAAAAAUGCUCGCCGUGAUACCCGGUGUCCCAUAACCCUGCCUAUUCUCAAAUCCAUCCUAAAGUCAUUGACUCACGUAUGCGUUAAUACGUAUGAUCUGGCAUUGUUUCGGGCUGCCUUUCUAAUCGCUUUCUUUGGUUUUCUUCGAGUAGGGGAGUUCACGUCUCGAUCUAGACAUGAACCCGUUCCUUUAUCAGAAAAAGAUGUUAUUAUUCAAGGGAUGGGUAAUCAAGCAAAAUUGCGCAUUGUGAUUGCGAGGUCUAAAACAGAUCAAACUGGACGUGGAUGCUCGAUUCUAAUUCCACAGAAUGUUGUUUCGUAUUUAUGCCCACUUCGCGCUGUAAAUGAUUACCUCGCUCUGCGGAGCUCGGUCGGCUCUGCCUUUUUCCGUCACUUUGACUCGUCACCCCUAACGAGGCACCAAUUUGGCCAAGUUUUAAAGCGUGCCAUUAGUUUUUGCGGGCUACCCGUUGCUCAUUUCUCUUCUCAUUCUUUCCGUAUUGGGGCGGCAACUUCUGCAGCCAUGGCAGGUGUUCCCGAUGUUUGCAUUCAAAAUAUGGGGCGCUGGGCUUCCAACACACACAGAUUGUAUAUUCGACAACCUCUCCCCCCUUAAUUUAAGCAAUUUUGCCAGUAUGUUUAUCACCCUUCUAUGUUUAAUACCAGUUUGUGCACAAUUUAAUAUCGACCUAAUGUUUAUUUGUUUUUGUUUUUUGACAACCCCUAACGAGCAGUAAAUAUUAACCUUACUCUCUCUCUCUCUCGCUUGUUGCCAUGGUGACGCAAUAGUUAUCUUACCCGUUAAUAGUUCCAUGGGCGCAGGCAGAAUUGCUCGCCCACUGUUAGUAGAUUGUGGUCUUUGCUACACUUAUCGUGUUUAUGGUAACUAUGUACCCCCCCCCCCUUUUUAGAAUGUACAAUUGGUGCCGCUGUUUCUUUCCUUUUCUCUCUUCCAUGUGCAGUUAUUUGGAGUCUCAACGUGGGUUGUGUCAGCAUUCCACGGAAUCGUAAGAGAGGAAGGGGACAAUUCACGUUUCGCUGACGCGGGCAGUCCCGCUCUAGUUGGGGGCGGGCCCUCACUACUCGGCACGUGGCCGGGUCCUAAAACUCAAUACAUCCGCGAACAGAAGAACACUUGAUUUCUUUGUCGCGGAGCGAAAUCACUAGAGUAGCAGCUGGUUUACCUCCGUCGAGGACUCGCUGGCUCGGACGUCGCGAACAGUUGGAACUUUUUUAUGAGCAGAUGUUAUGACCUGAAUACCUUAUCCAGAACUCACACGUGGUAUCAUCAGAUCUCACGUCCUUACUACAAACUUCACUAUUUACUGACUAAGCCCCGCCCCCCCCCGCCUCUCCUUUAUCUUAGUGCACUAGACUCUUCGCAAGUGGACUGAGUGAGCAUGAAUCCUCCUAGAUGGUUUAAUUGUGCGUCCCUGUUCGUUUAAUGCACCCCCCCCCUUUUCCCCGCUUCUUAGCGUGGACCUUGUAAAUACAGCAUGGUUUGAACUAUUGGCAUCAUAUUGUGUUGUGGCGGCGGGCUGACGAUGAGUCAUCCCGUUUGGCGGCAUUCCAUUUUUUGCCACAACACAUUAUGAUUCUUCACUUAUUUUGGGCUUCCUGAGAUAAUAUUUUUCAUUUAUUUAGACCAAUUUCGUAUAUUCCACUCCUCAUGUUAUAAUGUGAACGGGGCUUGGUUCGUCACCCGAUUUGGAUGAGGCCACCAGCGAAUUCCAUUUCGGACCGAACAUUAACGUUGCCUCGUUCACAUUCUAGUUCAGGGCCGUUGGUGGGGCUUCUGAGCACUAGUUUCUGUUUUAAAAGUUUUCCUGCAUAAGCUCGUGUUGCAAACGGGAAUCUUUGCUUCGUAGCUUUGCAGAUGGAAUUUUACGUUGCCCACAUUUGGCCAACAUGACAAACUGGUGUCUUUGUCAUGAAUGUGGAUGGACUGUUUCAAUUGUCAAUUGAGGAGAUUGGUUUAAUAACUUUAAUUUUUCGCAUAUGACACAUCUCAGGAGGCUUUACGUUUAUAUUAUUAUGUUUUGAUUGUUGCAUUAUAUUAUGUUGGCUUUAUUUGACAACACAUCAUUUUGCAUUUUGGUAUACAUCAUUUGGAUGAUGCUUUUCAGAAACAAUUUUUAUUAAACUCCACGGAAAAUGCA